CACCUUCAUCGAAACAAAACCACUACUCUGCAACUAACACUAACACUAACACCAUCACCUCCUAUUUCUUUUUCUUCUUCCAAUUGUAACAGUUAAUUUUCAGCUGAGUUGGACAAGUGUUUCUUCAGAUUCCAACAGUUUACAGAGGGUGUGGCAUUGUGGAUCCCCCUCCGUGCAAGCAGUCACCAGUUUUAAGACUGCGAAAACAGUUUAUGCUGAUCAAAUGGGUGUCACACCAUUCAAGCUGGACAUUGAUGAGUUAAUGCAUGAAUUCUCUGAUAGAAAAUCAACAACUUUGGUUGAUAUGUUGAACAUGUGGCGAUCUCAGAAGCUGUCUUUUAUUUACGAGGGUAGGCUUCGAAACAACGAGGCCUUUUUGAUGCAAUCAUUAUAUGCACAUCCAAUAGGUAAAAUGUUAUCUAAAGAUUCAUUUUCAUGGAGAUUGGGUGGAUUUUACUGUCUGUAUUGCCUUUAUGAAACCCAGCCAUUCAAGCCUCCUUUUAGGAUAUACUUGUCUCUAGGUAUUUCCUCUAGGGAGUUCCACAGCCUCAAACGGCUUGUGGUUGACGCAAAGAAACAGGUCAUUUUUGCUGUACCUGCUUUGGUCAAAAAGAUGCUAGACAAAAAUACCUUUCUGUUUGGUUUUGUUGAGAUAAACGAGAGUUCGGUAAAUGGUAGACUUAAAGUGAUCAAUGAUCUUCAGAAUACCCGCACGCAAGUUGCAAAUAAAACGUUAUUGACAAAUACACCAAUCGAGCGGUUUCUGCACAUGGAUUUGUGUAUGGAACUUGACCUGAAAGUGCUGAAAAAAAUGUUAACAGAGUGUUCAGCUGCUAAGGAACUGGACAUCUAGGAAUUUGACUCACAAUCUCCAGAGUGCAACUAAAUUUGUUCGUACACAGUUGAAGUUGCUCAUCAAACCACACCAUAUCAUCUCUGGUGUUUAUGCUAGUGAUGUAAGUUUAUGACAAAGAGCUGGCAUCACGUCUUCCACUUAUUUCUGGAUUUGGGGUGCUUUGAAUCUUAAAACCAGUGGGGUGGGAUUAGUUGCUGCUGUGGGUGAUUCAGUCGAUCAUUUAAAAAUAGGGAGUCCAGUUGUAAUUAUGACCUUUUGAAGCUAUUCAGAAUUCACGGAAGUUCCUGCAAAACGCGUACUACCUGUGGCUAGACCAGAUCCUGAGGUUGUGGCAAUGCUUACUUCUAGACUUACUGCAUCAAUUGCCUUGGAGAAGUCAGCACAUAUGGAAUCUGGAAAGGUGGUUCUUGUUACUGCCGCUGCAGGAGGGACAGGCCAGGUUGCAGUACAGCUUCAAAAUUAGCUGGAAAUAUGGUGGUCGCUACAUGUGACGUUGAGAAAAAAAACUUCACUUUUGAAAGAUUUAGGGGUUCCUCGUGUCAUAGAUUACAGAAGCAAAAAUAUGUGUUAUUACUAAUCUCGAACUUCUUGCUGACCAUUUCAGUUGGGACAGUAUGUUCAAGUUAGAACUACUGGUUAGUAAAUACACCUUCUCAUUAUUUCAACCUUUGUUUGUUUUGCUUUACUUUCUUGGUCCUUGAGAAGGAAUUUCCCAAAGGUGCUGAUAUGUCUAUGAAUCUGUUGGUGGCGAAAUGUUUUACCUGUGCUUCAAUGCAUCGGCGGUCUAUGGGCGGCGCGUCGUCGUUGGAAUGAUUUCUCAGUAUCAAGGAGAACAUGGAUGGCAGCCUUCGAAUUAUACUGGACUCUAUGACAAGAUACUUGCGAAGAACCAAACUAGUAGUGCGAAAUCAGUAUCUACCUUUUCCUAUUAUUGCAGUUUAUGUGUUUCAUGAUGUCAGGUUACUACUCAAUAUACCUCACUGGUUGUUAGCAUUGACCCAAACUUCUCCCAGCAAGUGGUGAAGCUAUGAAAUCACAAUGCUAGACAAAUCUUUGGAAAGCUAUGAAAUCAUUUAAUGUUGUGCAUAUUGGAUGCUACGGAACUCUUUUGGAGAAAAAGUGUGUGAGCUUCAGAGAUUGAGAGCAAGAUGUAGCUUGUACUAAAAAUAAAGGAGCGAAAGAAUUAUAAAUCAUAUCUAAACUGUGUCGAUAAAUUUUGCCUAUCAAUACAAGAAUAUCCUGUUUCAUGCUGUAUGUAAUUAGUAAAUAAUAAUACCAAACUCCGUUAGUGAAA
Molecule: messenger RNA, 2150 nt
Organism: Papaver somniferum (opium poppy)
Lineage: Eukaryota; Viridiplantae; Streptophyta; Magnoliopsida; Ranunculales; Papaveraceae
Exons: 14
Coding region: 224-853 (209 amino acids)
Biological process (GO): snRNA transcription by RNA polymerase II; snRNA transcription by RNA polymerase III
Cellular component (GO): snRNA-activating protein complex
Molecular function (GO): sequence-specific DNA binding
Source: RefSeq, a predicted model, not a curated record